UAGCUUGCCAAAGGGACGGCCAACACAAUUACGUCUCCAUGGCAACGAAACAGCGGUUACUGACCAUCGAUGAAGCACCGGUCGUCCAAAGGGACACGUUUGUCCUUACGGGAUACAGGCCCCCAUAUCAGCCCUGGCGCUUUUACCUGAUGAGCAUCUUUUCCGUGCACAACGAAACUGUGAACAUCUGGACCCAACUUCUGCCGUGUCUCUAUGUACUGUACAUGCUCAAGACUUUCUGCGAAGAGACUGACGUCACCGGUGACGUAUCCUCCAGGCUGCUUCUCCUCCUCGCCGUCAGCAACUUCACCGCGCAGUUCCUCAGCGCAUGCGCACACCUCCUGCACUCCCGCUCCACCGCUGCAUAUUACGUGGGCUUCAUGAUGGACUAUUUGGGAAUCGCGUUUUUCGCUUCCAGUUGCGGGACUGUGCAGUAUUUCCUCAGCAGUGAGGCUGCAUUUUUCCAUUCCGCCCAUCCAUGGUUCCCGUGGGUUUGUGUUCUGGUAACCUGUUGCUACUUUGCGGCCAACUCGUACUCGCAUAUCACCUACAAGAAGGGUGACGUGGAAAGAGUCACGAUUCAAGCAGUUUCAUUCACCACGACCUACCUUUGGGUCACGUCACCCAUCAUGCACCGCGUCUACUCCGACAUCUACAGCGGAAACGCGGAUGACGUCACGUGGAUGCACGCACGUCACAUCCUGUUGGUUGCCAUGGCGGGCUUCUUCCACGCGUCGGAAGUUCCGCAAAGGUUUCUUCCGGGAUCGUGUGACGUCAUCGGCCACGGACACCAAAUAUGGCACGUGCUGACGUCAGCGUCGUUCGUGACGCAGCUGCAAGCGUCUUUCACGGAUCUGCAGAACCGCCGCCAUCUUGGAUUGGUUCGAAUUCGUCCUACUGACCUGUCACUCACGGCCUACCUUGUUGUGAUGUUUACUUCCUAUGGCUACCUCACCGCCAUAUUUGUGCGAAAGGCUUUGUCAAAAGCUAUGUAA
Branchiostoma belcheri (Belcher's lancelet) is the source of this 995-nucleotide messenger RNA. Its product is annotated as membrane progestin receptor beta-like. Gene Ontology annotation, molecular function: nuclear steroid receptor activity; steroid binding. Bases 39 to 995 code for a protein of 318 amino acids. Gene Ontology annotation, biological process: response to steroid hormone. Gene Ontology annotation, cellular component: plasma membrane. The record is from RefSeq and is a predicted model, not a curated record. NCBI's taxonomy places the organism in Eukaryota, Metazoa, Chordata, Leptocardii, Amphioxiformes, Branchiostomatidae. The transcript is spliced from 2 exons.